This is a messenger RNA of Drosophila novamexicana, 587 nucleotides long. RefSeq names its product dihydrofolate reductase (gene Dhfr). The transcript is spliced from 2 exons. Gene Ontology annotation, biological process: tetrahydrofolate biosynthetic process; folic acid metabolic process; dihydrofolate metabolic process. NCBI's taxonomy places the organism in Eukaryota, Metazoa, Arthropoda, Insecta, Diptera, Drosophilidae. Bases 13 to 573 code for a protein of 186 amino acids. The record is from RefSeq and is a predicted model, not a curated record. Gene Ontology annotation, cellular component: mitochondrion. Gene Ontology annotation, molecular function: NADP binding; dihydrofolate reductase activity.
CACACAGUCAAGAUGCUUAGGUAUAAUUUAAUUGUUGCAGUUUGCGAAAACUUUGGCAUUGGCCUCAAGGGCGAUCUGCCCUGGCGUCUCAAAUCCGAACUCAAGUAUUUUAGUCGCACGACGAAACGCACUAGCGAUCCCGCCAAGCGCAAUGCUGUGAUCAUGGGCAAAAAGACCUAUUUUGGUGUACCGCCCAGUAAGCGACCGCUGCCAGACCGCCUGAACAUUGUGCUCAGCACGACGAUGUCUAAGGCAGAGCUACCAAAAGAUGUGAUGUUGUGCCGCAGUCUGGAGGAGGCGUUGAAAAUGUUGGAAAGUGAAAGUGAGCCUUGGUGCGAUCAGAUAGAGAACAUUUGGAUUGUGGGCGGCAGCGGAGUGUAUGAGGAGGCGAUGGCAUCGCCGCGUUGUCAUCGCCUGUAUAUAACGAAAAUCCAAGAACAGUUUGAAUGCGACACAUUCUUUCCCAAUAUACCGGCGGAUUUUCAUGAGGUACCGCUCGAUGAGGACACGCCACAUGGUGUGCAGGAGGAGAACGGUAUUAAAUACGAAUACAAAAUAUUGGAAAAACAAUAACUAAUAAUAAAACU